AUGCCUGAAUCGAGCGGCCUGGGGGCGUCAUCGCUGCGUAACAAUGCCUCCACGAAGGAGUGCUUCCCAGGCAGUGCGAAGCAACUCAAGUGGUGGCAGUGGGUGUCAGGUGACGUGCCAGGCCAGCUGUGCCACAAUAAGCGCUACCAGUACCGGUACAGCAGAGCUUACAAGACCACCGAGCUGGCACUAGGUCGCACGCCUUCAGAUGAGAGGAGUUGCCUUGGUUUCACAUUGCAUGGACAGUGA
Plenodomus lingam JN3 is the source of this 249-nucleotide messenger RNA. NCBI's taxonomy places the organism in Eukaryota, Fungi, Ascomycota, Dothideomycetes, Pleosporales, Leptosphaeriaceae. The record is from RefSeq and is a predicted model, not a curated record.